AGGCCAACAGAGUUCACCAGCCGACGUUGGGAAGUCAAGAACUGUGGAUUUACGGCUCCGACCUGCAAUCACCUCAAACACUUACACACAUUACAAGAUGCACCUCCACGUGGGAUUGGCUUUGGGAUUGGUGGUCCUGGUGGCUGUGAUUCGUCCGGGAGAUGCUACCUUUGGGAAGCUGAAUGUUCUGCUGGGCGGCGGAGCCACUGCAGCGGGCUAUGGAACUGGCUACGGCGGUUACGGCACUGGCUACAGCGCUGGCUACGGCGGCGGCUAUGGCACCGGUUACGGAUACGGCUCGGGCUACGGCUACGCCCCCGAGAACGUGGUGAAGGUCAUCAAGGUAUCUGUCGUUCCAGGAGGAGGCAGCUACGGAGGCGGAUACGGCGCUGGAUACGGAGGUGGCUAUGGAUCCUACGGUGGGGGCUAUUCCGGUGGCUUUGUGGGUGCUGCUCCGGCCAUCUCCACCUCCGCUGUGGUCACUCCCGUGGUGACCUCCGUCUCCGCUCCGGUGGCCCCAGCCGUUGGCCUGUCAGGCUUCGGAGGCGGCUUUGGUGGAGGAUAUGGUAGCCUGCCUGCUUCCUAUGGAUUCGGAGCCGGCUAUGGAGCUGGCGGUGGCUUUGGCCUGGGAUUCGGAGCUCCACCACCGCCCCUGGGACUGGCUUCGGGACUGUGCUGAGGAAACCUUAACGAGACGAAGACGAUAUUUUUG
Messenger RNA from Drosophila bipectinata, 712 nucleotides. RefSeq names its product keratin-associated protein 21-1. The record is from RefSeq and is a predicted model, not a curated record. NCBI's taxonomy places the organism in Eukaryota, Metazoa, Arthropoda, Insecta, Diptera, Drosophilidae.